Messenger RNA from Thermochaetoides thermophila DSM 1495, 720 nucleotides. NCBI's taxonomy places the organism in Eukaryota, Fungi, Ascomycota, Sordariomycetes, Sordariales, Chaetomiaceae. The record is from the annotation of a RefSeq genome assembly.
AUGUCGGCACCGCUGACCAAGGUUGACUCGGCCGUGCAGGGCCUCGAGGAGCCGGCCAAGGAGUCGCGUGUGAAGAAGGCCGAUACCAGCGGCGUGUACAACAUCAAUGACCUGGAGGCGCAAGGAAUUGAGCUUCAGAUUGCUAAGGAGACCCAAAAAACGGGCUGGAAAAUCAAUACCUCGCCAACAACAGUAGAGGACAAGGAGGUCCUCAAGAAGUUUCUUACAACGCCGCCAGUCAAGAAGAUCGACCUCCAUUUCCCUCUUGGCCUGGAAGUUACAGCACGCAACCUCAAGGGCGUCACCAUCAAGGAUGCCUUAGAUGCCAUCUACAAGGCGUACAAGAAGCGGGCGGAUGACGAACUCGACACGCCUUAUCUGGCGGGCUUCGAGUGGGACAAGGAGGAGUCGUGGACCAAGCUGAUCGUCCACCUGUCGAAGGACGCUGGCGUCUCGGUGGGCAAGAAGAAGAAGAAGAGCGAAGAGUAACUUGCGGUGCCCCUCGGCUCAGUACAAGACAUCUCCGACCGGGAUGGCCAGCUGCGGGGUGGGGCUGGCUAUGCACGGGGCAAGCAGGUGGCGCGCGUAGGCGCGGCUACCUUCGGUCUGUCCCGGGCGCAGGCCGCACCACAACGGCGCGGAAUUGCGCUGUAUGUCCUACUUACGGUGGUCGCGUCGGCUCGGAUCGCCUCGGAUCGCCUUGAUAGUUCGGGGGGUUGA